Molecule: messenger RNA, 2021 nt
Organism: Triticum urartu
Lineage: Eukaryota; Viridiplantae; Streptophyta; Magnoliopsida; Poales; Poaceae
Source: RefSeq, a predicted model, not a curated record
UAUGUUUUGCCUGCACAAUGUCUAUGCACUGCCGUUUAAUCAUGGAUACUUCCUUUUGCAGAUAUAAACAGAGGGGUAAAGAUGCGGUAAUGGCCAACAAUGUGUUCUUCUACAUCACAUAUGAGGGAACUGUUGAUAUUGACAAAAUUGCAGAUCCAGUGCAACGGCGAGCCAUGCAAGAUCAAAUAGCCUACUUUGGACAAACACCGUCUCAAUUGCUGACUGUCCCUCACAUGAAGAGAAAGUCAUUGAGAGAUGUCUUACAACUGCAGACCAUAUUCCGGAAUCCAAGUGAACUUAAAUCUUAUGUACUGCCUAAUCCAGAACGCUGCAAUGUCCCUGCAAGUACUAUGCUUGUAUCGAAUGAUUCUAUUGUAGUUGUAGAUAUAAAUGUGCCCGCGGCGCAUGUGGCACUUCACCAGUGGCAACCAAAUACUCCAGAUGGCCAAGGGACACCUUUCCUUUUUCAUCAUGGUAGAAAUGCUGCAAGUUCAACAGGUGGUGCAUUCAUGCGUAUGUUCAAAGGAUCCACUAGUUCUGGAGAAGAUUAUGAGUUCCCAAGAGCUAUAGCGUUUGCUGCUUCUGCAAUCCGUAGUUCAGCUAUUGUUGCUGUCACUUGUGACAAAGACAUCAUCACUGGUGGGCAUGCGGACUGUUCGGUGAAGUUGAUCUCCCCAGAUGGAGCAAGGACAAUUGAAAGUGCUUCUGGGCAUCUUGCUCCAGUAACCUGCCUUGCACUUUCCCCUGAUAGCAACUACCUUGUGACAGGGUCUCGAGAUACUACAGUUAUACUCUGGAGGAUUCAUCAGGCAGGCUUUAUACAUAAGAAAAAUCCUCCUGAACCUCCACCUGCAACACCAAGGACACCACACAGCCCUCUUCCUACUAGUCCUAGUAGCAUGAGCAUCCUUUUAGAAACCAGGAAGUGUCGAAUCGAAGGUCCUAUGCAUGUGUUAAGAGGACACCUUGGAGAAGUAAUUAGCUGUGCAGUUGGUCCAGACUUGGGACUUGUUGUAUCCUCGUCAAACAUGUCUGGUGUGGUGCUACAUUCUUUGCGAACAGGUCGGCUGAUAAGGAAGAUUCAUGUAGCGGAGGCGCAUGCUGUAUCCUUAUCUUCUCAGGGAAUCAUAUUGGUUUGGAGUGAAUCAAAGAAAAGAUUAUCUAGCUUCACAGUCAAUGGAGUCCCUAUUGCUACCUCAGUUCUAUCACCUUUUUCUGGGGGAGUUAGUUGCAUUGAGAUUUCUAUGGAUGGUCAUUUUGCCCUGAUUGGAACUUGUUCGUCCAGCAAUUACAAGUGUGAGGACAAUACUGAGGUAGCAGAUCGUGAGCCCAACAAAUCAAGUCGCAAGGUUGAUAUAUCUGAGCAAACUGAAAUCAGGCAAUCUGUUAACGUGCCUUCGAUCUGCUUUGUUGAUCUGCAUAAACUUAAGGUGUUUCAUACACUGGAGCUUGGAAAGGGCCAGGACAUCACAGCAAUUGCAUUAAACGAAGAGAACACUAAUCUUCUAGUUUCUACUGCCGAUAAGGGCCUAAUGGUUUUCACUGAUCCUGCUUUGAGCCUGAAGGUAGUGGAUCAGAUGCUCCGCCUUGGCUGGGAAGGUGACGGACUUCUUCAGUCAUGAGAAAGCCAUCGAUGUUAUAAGUCAUUACUUGCUUAUAGAUUGGUGACGCCCAUUCGUUAGCAUAGGUAGGAGCAGGGUACUGAAGCAAAUGGGUGGAAUAUGUCAUAUGUACAAAACGAAAAAAGCAAUAGGCGUUGCGAGUUAGGCUAGGUCGUAUACUGUAUCCAACUGGUCGUAUAGUCAGAGAUAAAGAGGGAACGCGUAGACUUGCUGAGCAACAGUAUGAUCCUUCUGUUGCGUCAGUUUUGCCUUGUAAAUUCUCGGCCGUUCUGUAGAGUGCGUGAAUAGAUACUUAGCAUCUUUGCCAAUGUAAUUUUGGCUGGUCGCUGCAUACCAUUUUGAUGUGAGUUUUGACUGUUGGCAGCAAUAAUUAAAGAGUGUUGAAAGGUGUUGGACUAA